Molecule: messenger RNA, 1505 nt
Organism: Pecten maximus
Lineage: Eukaryota; Metazoa; Mollusca; Bivalvia; Pectinida; Pectinidae
Product: kynureninase-like
Exons: 12
Coding region: 1-1473 (490 amino acids)
Biological process (GO): NAD+ biosynthetic process
Cellular component (GO): cytoplasm
Molecular function (GO): kynureninase activity; pyridoxal phosphate binding
Source: RefSeq, a predicted model, not a curated record
AUGUCUGAGUAUACGGAAUGCCAUCUUGCCGUCAAAACCGCACGAUUUGUGGGUCCUCAUCCCUGUGAUACACUUAAGCAAAUUGCAAAUACGCUUAACUGUGACAUUACAGACGGAAAAUUCGCUCAACAUAUGGACGAACAUGAUCCCCUUAAAGAUCUACGACAGGAAUUCUUUUAUCCCAAAAUGAAGGAUGUACUUGGAGCUGACUUGAGUAUAGUGGACCCAGAGGAGGACUGUGUCUACUUCUGUGGGAACUCACUAGGUCUGUGUCCCAAAAAUACUAAAAAAUACAUAGACGUUGAACUGGACAAGUGGGCUAAAAUUGGUGUCCAAGGUUAUUUCCAGGGAGAAGGCAUGCCUUGGUCAAAAUGUCAUGAGAAGUUGGAUGUCGAUAUGGCUAAACUUGUCGGAGGUAGACCGGGUGAGGUGGCCAUUAUGAAUGGACUGACUGUGAACCUACACCUCUUACUGAUUUCAUUUUACCGCCCAACACCGAAGCGACACAAGAUAAUGUGUGAGAGUAAAGCAUUUCCGUCUGAUCAGUAUACAUUCCAAAGUCAGAUAAACCUGCACGGAUAUGAUAUGGAGACCAGUUUACUUCUCGUGGAACCACGGGAGGGAGAGAUCCUCUUGAGGACGGAAGACAUCCUGGCUAAGAUAGAGGAGGAAGGAGAGUCUAUCGCUCUGAUAUGUUUUAGUGGCGUGCAAUUUUACACUGGGCAAUUGUUGGAUAUACCGACAAUAACACGGGCUGGUCAUUCAAAGGGAUGUUACGUAGGGUUCGAUAUGGCCCACGCUGCUGGAAAUGUACCUUUAUACCUACAUGAUUGGGACGUCGAUUUUGCAUGUUGGUGUACCUACAAGUACAUAAAUGCUAGCGCUGGCUGUUUGGCUUGCAUUUUCCUUCAUGAAAAGCAUAAGCACAACAACUUUCCAAAACUGCUGGGAUGGUGGGGACAAAGAUUUGAAACGAGAUUCAAUCUGAACAAUGAUCUAGAUCUGUGUCCUGGAGCGUACGGUUACAGAAUCAGCAAUCCUGCAAGUCUUCUGUGUCCACCAAUCAAAGCCAGCCUCGAGAUAUUCAACAAAACAUCUAUGGAGGAAUUACGAGCCAAAUCUAAGUUAUUGACAGCGUACAUGGAAUACUGCAUAAUUAAAAAGUAUGGACGAACCGAUGGGAUGGCAAGUGGCCACAUGGAAAAAACAGACGCAAACUCACAACAAAUCAAUGUACACAUCUUAACUCCGUCUGACCCAGAACAUAGAGGGGCCCAAUUGUCACUUUCCUUCUCUGUCGAGAUAUCUCACGUCUUCGAGGAGCUUGAGAAAAGGGGAGUAAUUUGUGACGAGAAAAAACCGUCGGUGAUCCGUGUGUCCCCCGCCCCUCUGUACUGCUCGUUCAAUGACGUCCAUCGCUUUAUGGGGUACCUUGACCAAGCACUAGAGAGUGCUACAGUUACAGCUGCUUAAGACAAGACCUGAAUCUUCAAAAUGUAAAUGAU